This is a messenger RNA of Lucilia cuprina (Australian sheep blowfly), 2102 nucleotides long. RefSeq names its product prolactin regulatory element-binding protein. Gene Ontology annotation, cellular component: endoplasmic reticulum membrane. The transcript has 5 exons. Lineage: Eukaryota; Metazoa; Arthropoda; Insecta; Diptera; Calliphoridae. Gene Ontology annotation, molecular function: guanyl-nucleotide exchange factor activity; GTPase activator activity; protein binding. The coding region runs from base 567 to 1931 and encodes 454 amino acids. Gene Ontology annotation, biological process: protein secretion. The record is from RefSeq and is a predicted model, not a curated record.
CAAGCCGGUUUCAUUAGAUCAGGGACUUACUUUUUCAUUAGACUUGUCGUACGUAAAGUGUGAUCGUCUGAAGGGCCCUUAACUAGGCGGCUUAAGUUGUUUUUAAGUCACCGGCGAUAUUUUUACUAUCAGUCGCCGCCGUCGUUAAUAUUUGUCGGCGGAGGACUCGGCUUACUACACCACAAUACGUACGUGGAACUUUCUCAAUACAAAAAAGCAGAAAAAAUGAAUAAAAUAUUAAAAUUUAGCUUAAAAAACUAACAAAAUAAUUAUUGUAAACAAUUAAAAUAAGGCCAUACUUAACAACAAUAUAGCAGUUAAAUAAAAUCCCUUAAUAAAUAGCAAAAAAGCAGUCAAGAAAAAAGGGACAAGGCCCUGACGGAAAAAAAUAAAUUGGUGACAAAAUAGAUUUUUUACAACAAAAGAAAAACUAAACUUAUUAGUUUUGUUAGACAAUAGCAGCAGCUGAUAAAAAGCCAAUAAUUUAUAACAAAAAAACAAUAGUUUAUAAUUUGUUAAGCAAACAGGGGAAAGGUCAAAGACAGACCACAAGCAGAUAAGCAGACAUGGCACCAACUAGAAAACCAAGUGAUGGUCUAUUGGCCAGAGUGAAUUUUCCUUUAUAUGCAGUGGAAAUGUUAACUAGUCGACAUGUAUUAGUGGCCGGUGGUGGUGGCGCCAGUAAGACAGGAGUAGCAAAUGGUUUUGAAAUUUAUGAAAUUUACCAUAAUGGCCAACACUUUUGUGCCCAAGAGGUGGUACGUCAUGAAACUGGAGCCAAUGUUGUGAUGAAUUUUGCUGUGCGCAAUGAUGGUAGACGCUCAUUUUUAUGUGCCGGUCAAGAGUCUCAUUGUCAAAUGUAUUUUGUUAAUCCCCGGGUUGUAAGUGAAGAUGGUAAAGAGGAAAUUUCUGUUACACAAGAAGAAAAAUCUCAAAAAUCACCCCUGGAAAUGCACAUCAAUGAAAAUGGUGUAAGACAACGUCGUACCACAGCGUCGGGUGUUGAGGAUAUACCUAAUGGUCAUGCUGCUGCAGGUGGAACAGAGCCUAAGACUACAAACACUCAAGAUCAAAAUGCAAAUCUUAGGCGUAUUUUAAAAUUUGAUAUUAAAGCAGCAGAUUCUAUACAAACAGAUUUCCUAACCGCUGAUCCUUUACAAAGAGUAGUGAGAAUUUCACCUAAUGGUCAUAUAAUGUGUACCGGUGGUACUGAUGGUCAUCUGAGAGUUUGGUCUUUUCCACAAAUGAUUAAAUCCGCUGAUAUAGAAGCUCAUACUAAGGAAAUUGAUGAUAUUGAUAUAAGUCCUGAUUCAAAAUUUAUUGUUACCAUUGCCAAAGAUGGUCAAGGCAUUGUAUGGGAUGUGGCCACUUCAAAAAAGGUCUAUGACUUAAAAUGGGAUACACCAGAGGGUGCUAAAUAUCUAUUUAAACGUUGUCGUUAUGGUACUAUAGAGGCUCAGAGGGAUAAAUAUCGUCUCUUUACUAUAACCAAUCCACUGGGUAAGGUAGGCAAACAGAGAGGUUACUUACAGCAGUGGGAAAGCACAACGGGUAAAAUACGUUUAGCUGUGGCCAUAGACGAAAGUUUAGCCUCGUUGGCGGUAAGAGAUGAUGGUCGUUUUGUGGCCGUUGGUACCAUGUUUACGGGUAGUAUUUCCAUGUAUAUUGGCUUUAGUUUACAGCGUGUUCUACUUAUACCCAAUGCUCACUCAAUGUUUGUGACGGGUUUACAAUUCUUGCCCGUAACCAAUGAGGAAGGACCACCCAUAUCUAGUGAUACCGAAGCUGCAGUUUUAUCUAUAUCCGUAGACAAUAAAGUGUGCAUACACAGUUUGCAACAUAGACACACCAUGCCCGCUUGGUUAGCUAUAAUGCUUAUAGUUUUGGUGCUAUUUGGCGCAUUUACUUUAUGCUCAUAUCUAGGACUUUAGAGUUAAAAAAUAAAACACUAAAUUAACACUAAAUAGAAUCACAACAAACUUUAAACAAAUUAAACGGAAAAAAAUUGUUAUAAAAACAAAGACAGACAGACAGACAGGAGUGCAGUAUAAUUGAUUGAAAAAACAAAACAAUAAUUUAAUAAAUAAUUACAAAAUUACUAG